This is a messenger RNA of Suillus paluster, 1248 nucleotides long. RefSeq lists its product as uncharacterized. Bases 1 to 1248 code for a protein of 415 amino acids. The record is from RefSeq and is a predicted model, not a curated record. The transcript has 2 exons. Lineage: Eukaryota; Fungi; Basidiomycota; Agaricomycetes; Boletales; Suillaceae.
AUGCGCGUUGCAAAUCCAUACGUAUCCUCCGCUCCAUACAUCCCCAUACACCAGGCCUCAGCAAGUCCUUUUCCCCGGGUGCAAGCUCGCUUCCAUCCGCAUGUGCACCACGCUGAUACGCUCCCGCAUGGCGUACUCGACUGGGUCAAUUCAGAACUCUUAUCUCGUCGUCCGCGAUCGCCACACUUGAAUUCAGACCCUACAAGCCAAGUACCCAGUCGACUCGUUUCGCGCGCUCCUAGUCUCGAACAGCGCGUUUGGGGACAUGUACAUGCCUAUGGGACGAUGGGGCCUCCCCCAGCUGUGCCUGUACCCAUCUCUGUUCCCGAAACACACAGACCCGCACCCGCACCCGCACCCGCACCCGCACCCAUCUCCCUAUCUCCCGCAGACCCACACAGACCACCCAUAAUCCCAGUAUCAAACCCAGAGAUAUACACCCACAGCCCACCAGCCUCCCGUACCAGAGGUUCUCUUCUAAGCAUCGCAAUGAAACCUCUGCAUAGCGGAAACGCAAGCAGAGCCCAAACGCCUUAUUUCACAGGAACGCAUUCACCGCAUAGUCCACGAACGCCUCCUGCUGAGAUUGCGGAGAGUGCCAUUUGGGGGAGGGGGUUUACGGACGUUGGUUCGGUGUCGCAUUCGCAUGGUGGGCGAUCUGGAGAGGAUUUGGAUGGGGACGGGGGUGUCGUCGAAGGGAGCGUUGGUGUGAGUGUGGGCGUCAGUGUCAGUGUCGAAGGCAACACAAGCGGCCUCCUGGAUGGAGACCCGAAUGCGAACGCAGCACCAGACUAUCGCGUCGCAUCACAAGGAUUCAUCGGAGGUGUGCCCCCACUUUCGAGUUUAGCGGGGUUAGCGAGUUAUGAAGAAGCUCCUGGGAGUGGGCGUGGGCGGGAGAGGAGGCGGUCUGGGGUGAGUGAUGGGUCUGGGUCUGGGCGGUUGAGUUUGCAAGUGGAUGGACGACGGUCUAGUGUGCAUGACGAACGACUUUCUCCACGCGACGCGCGACGUUCUAGCGUACAAGAUGGGCCUCAUCAUAGCAUGAGCAUGCACGACGAACGACAGUCACAUUCUAGUCUUCACCCACGUUCUUUCACGCACGACGAACCGCUGUCUACCCUACAUGACGGGUCUCGUUCCAAUACACACGACGCCCUACACCCACACGAGGCAAGGGACGGAGAGGUCGCUGUGAGGUUGAGAGUCCCCAUUCCUCGAUGGAGAAGGGAGGGCGGUGAGGUAUCGUGA